Messenger RNA from Punctularia strigosozonata HHB-11173 SS5, 3042 nucleotides. RefSeq lists its product as uncharacterized. Lineage: Eukaryota; Fungi; Basidiomycota; Agaricomycetes; Corticiales; Punctulariaceae. The record is from RefSeq and is a predicted model, not a curated record. The coding region runs from base 1 to 3042 and encodes 1013 amino acids. The transcript is spliced from 6 exons.
AUGGACGCUUUGGUCAAGACAGAGACCAGCCUUGCCAUGCAUCCUGCUGCCACACAUGCGAGGCUUGCUGGGAUCGAAUACAAAGAAAUGGCAAGGCCCACGGACAUGAACAUGAGGGUGUCCUUUUCCACUCGCUUGCGUGCCCACACUUUUGCUCAGCGCGAGGUGUCGUACCUGUUUGCCUAUCUCCGGUGGCAUCUUACCCUGGAGGAAAUUCGGGAACAUCUCUUGAGGGCGGGCACCUUGACGCCAAUAUGGAUUGAUUUGCUGUUCACAACUCCGGUCUUUAGACUCUUCGGGCCUGAGCACGUGGGAUUAUCGCUGCACUGCAGGAGGCGCGACGAAUAUCUAAUGCCGUUGAUCAAAAUGGUUUGCGCUUGGGGUCUUCUGAUCCAGUUCUGGUGGCCCGUCGACGAGCAGGAAUUGGAGAUUAUGUACAUGGUAUUGGGGACAGCCGUUCCAGAUCAUGACACGCAUUCCAUCACCAGACGAAUGACGGAUUCCUUUGCCGUAUAUCGACCGGAUGUACGUCCAGAGCAGGAAGGAGACGAAGGCAUCCUGUCGAUGAACACAUUCUUCCGCUGGCACGAUGCAGAGGAUGCUGUGGCCCUGAUGCGUGCCAAUUGCCCAUCGUGGACUCCGACUGAUGAGGAGGUGAUCACGGAAGGCCCUGCAUGCGACGUGUAUCUGUGGGUGCGGGAUGGCGAUUACCUUGUCAGGCAUCUAGUUUCACCUGCAUCCGCACACAACGUCCUCCUCGCGUAUGAUUUUCACCAUCUUAGGAUCAAUCUUCGAAGACGCGAAAUCGAUGUGUACGGCAGUUGGGGUCUUCCACCUCAUAGCGGCCCUCGUCGACCUGCUCCUCCACAGGGCGCGGUGGCGGGCUUUGCCAGCUGUGAUCCCGACAUCGUCGACGCAGAUUAUGGUUGGGAUGCGGAAGGCGACGCCAUGCAUGAACCCUUACUCCUGCCUCGGCAUCCCAACUGCGGUCAACCGCAAUUCGGGUUCACCAGUGAGGAGUGGAGGUCAUCGAUCGACCAUUUCAAGAUCCAUUCUCGCUAUCAUUCUCACUUGGUGGAUUGCUCGAGAGACUUCACCUGCGGAUACAACUACGGCAACACCAUCCACUGGCGCGGGGAUAUGACAAAUGGCCCGCUGCAGCCAUACGAUCUGGACAGGCUGCUUUACAUAUACGGUGGGAGCAAAACCGCUCCCAAUGGCUUGAUGUUUGGUCAGGACAUCGCGCUGGUUGCCUGGUUGCGCGAUUAUACACGGUACGUCAAGAUCCACACCAGCGUUGCCAACUUGCCGCUGGUGGUUCAUGACUGGAACUUCGAGUUCCAAUUGAGUCAGGUCGGUGCCGGGCGGUUGACUUGUCACAUGAUGAAGUUAACGCGCGAAUUUGAAGAUAAUCUCCACGAUCAAUUUCAGGAGGCUGCCCCUUCGGCCUGCUUGAUUCUUAAGAGCGCCGUGUCCACAAUGCAGGUGGUGCGUUAUCUCCAGGAUCAUCCACCUGUGGAGGGCUGCAAUCCGGUCACUGGCUUGGCUCAACACCUCUUGCACAACGGCGUCGCCUGCCAACUGGCAUAUGUUCGUGACACGUCCAACAACGAGCCGGAGACGCCCAGGCAGUCCACUAGGCACAGCCUGCCGUUCAGAAUCCGGGAUACAUGGCUUGGGAACACGACCGCAAAGGAUUUCAGGGCAUGGGAAUACAUCGUCAUGGAGUUCUUCAAGAUGAAACGCGCAAGGGCGGCAUUGAUGAUGGGUGGUCUGAUAUGGCGCAUCACGUUGGAAUAUGGCCCCGCCGGCCUGCUUGAGUCUGGGGCAGCAGGGCCCUCUGAAGAUCAAAAGGCUUGGGCGGCAUUUGCAGUGGAUACCAACGGUGCACGAUACGUGGACGAUAUUCUGUCGCCGGAAGAGCAGCACCUGGCCCAUAAGAAACAGAUUGACGAACUAAUGAAUGUGAUAGCUGAGAUGUCUGAAGAACCCAAUAGGAAGGCUGUCGAAGUCCUAAGCACCCGCAUAUUGAAAGGAUUCCUCGUCCGGGUCAGAAUCCGACGGAUCAUCGGCAAGCAGUUCGUUCAGCGUCCAACGAGCAAAUCCUGGACGCCCGAGAAGCCGAGUACGGCGCCACGGGUGUCCAGAGGCCCGCGUCGCCCUCAGCUAAUCAAGGGCAGACAAGCGAAAGUGGAUUGCUACUCGAUUCCAGACCCCAUUCACAAAAAGUUCCAAGAAGGGUGGACGUCUCACAUCCCAUUGAACUAUCUCACCGACAAAGCCGUCGCCGAAUACGGAUGCAAUACGUCUUCGCUCAUGACAGACAUGUACGCCGUUGAUCCUACCAAAGGUCUCAUACAGGCGGAGAAGAUCCUUCCGUCGGCCGGCGAGCUGAAGCUGUCGUUUGGCAAAUGGUACCAGGCCUGGAAACGCCUGUUACAGCUCAUCAAGGUUUACUUCCAAGCGGAUUAUCCGCGCUGGAAGAAGCACUUCGAGCGAAUAUGCCGCACGGACGGGGCUACGUCCGAGAACUGGUCCCUAUGGCUGGCCUACAAUGCAAAAGUCCGGCGACGAUGUCACCUGGAAGGGAUCGAUCCGGGCACGUUCCACAGGAACAUUUGGAGGAAGAUCGAGCUGGCGUACAUCAAAGCCCAAGUUAUGGCUUCCCUCCAGCCCUUUCAGACCCAAAACGCGACACGGAGCGCAGGCACGAGAGUGGAACAGGCACCGAAGGCCUCGGCCGGACGAGCGCAGCCAUUUGUACCCAAGACCAUCGACUCCAGGUGUUUCGUCUGCGGCGGCAAAGGACACAGAGUGUUGUCCUGCAGAGCGGACUCACUCGUCAAUGGCCAGCUGCUCGUCCUCAUCAGAGGCGACAACCGCACAGUUCGCAAUGUCAAAGGGAGGCAGUACUGCUUCUUCUUCAACAUGGCGGGAGGAUGCUCGAGGAAAUACGCCGGUUAUUGUCUGAAAGGCGACCAUAGAUGCUCACUUUGCGGAGGCGUCAACCCCAGAGCGCAGUUGUGCGCCGUCGUCGCCUGA